CGGAAGCAGACACAAAGGAGUCGGUAAUUGUUAUUGCAAAUUUUCUGCAGGACGAACAAGGAGUGGUAAAAGUGAAUCACGCCUUUCUGUGGACGCAAAAAAGUGAAAAACCAUAAAGUAAAACAUUUGUACAAAAUAAAUAAUUAUUUACAAAUAAUAUGUGCAUAUUUGGUUUAACUGAGUUCAAAAGUGCGAAAGUAGAGGAAUCAAUCGCUGCCAAACAACGUGUAGCAAAAAAUUCCUCGAACUAGGUAUAUUUAAUUGGGGAAACUAAUUUAAAAACCUGAAUUAAUAAAAAAGAGUUGCAGCAUGCCUAGCUCAUUGUUAUUUGCCACCAAUAGUGAAGGCCGCGUGUAUACACUGUCAACCAAUUCUUCCUCUUGGCGAGAGUUCCCAUACUUGGGUUUAGAGUUCAAAAAAAUUGCUGCUGUGCCACAUUUUGUAUGGGCCAUUGGUGGUGAUCGUCAAGUCUAUGUGUAUGUAUUUGGCUUAGAUGUACCCAUACGCGUCAAAGAAGAGUCGUACGAGAAUGAACGCUGGUUACCGAUUGAAGGAUUUUCGAAAAAGUUGUUGCCUACCGAUCGCUAUAAGUUCUCCUCAGCUGAUGGCAGUGUGGAACGCAACAUUGAUAAGGUUAGGUUGCCAUCAAUGGCGUGGCAAUGGGAUGGAGAUUGGCAUUUAGAUCUCGAUAUGGACGGUCAGCAGUUAGCGGAAGAUGGUUGGAUGUAUGCGUUAGAUUUUCCCGCUACAUACUCGGUGAAGAAUUCAUGGAACUCGUAUGUACGGCGUAGAAAAUGGGUACGUUUUCGCCGCUAUAGUGCGCUGAACAGCUGGUGUGCUGUAGCGCCACUACAUAAAGACCCCACACAAGAGCCUUUUAUUGAUGUUUCUGUUGGGGGCACAAAUGUACCAAAUGCACCAUUGGGUACUAUGAUCGUGUGGGCUAUCACUGCACACGGAAGGGCAAUGUUUCGCACCGGCGUAAGCACUUCUGCACCAGAAGGUCUUCGCUGGAAUGCAAUUAACACUCCUCCCGGCUGUGAGUUGGCACAAAUAAGUGUUGGUCCGACUGGUCUUGUCUGGGCGGUGCUAUAUAAUGGACGCGCUAUUGUACGUACUGGAGUAACGCGCGAAAAUCUCUCGGGUGAAGCGUGGCUAGAUGUCAAGCCUCCAAUUAGCAGCAAUGAUUCAUCGAGCACACUCAAAAUCAGCCAAGUCUCAGUGGGUACCGAUACUGUUUGGUGUGUAACCAAUGAUAGCCAUGUAUGGUUCCGACGCGGUGUCAAAGGUGAAGCAGCUGGUAUCAGCGAGGAUGCUGCCAUUGGCAGUGGUUGGGUAGAGAUGAUUGUGAACAUAUCGUCGAUAUCUGUAGCACCUAAUGAUCAAGUUUUCGCUGUCGGUUCAUCGGAUCGUGCCCUAUACUUUCGAUCAGGCGUGUCCACUUCUGAUCCGACUGGCAAGCAAUGGCGGCAAAUUCAGUGCCCUAUGCAGAUAAGUCGCACGUCUAGUUCCAUGUCGAUUGUGUCACGACGCAGUGGCAGUGGCUCAACACCCGGUUCAAAGCAUCAGAGUUUCUCAAAUUUGUAUAGCAAGGAUAAGGAAAAAGGUGUUGUAGAGACAUGUGCACCCAUUGAAAAUGUGUCCGCCAGCCCUGCUUCCACGAAUAGCAGCGCAACGGGUGCAGCAGCAGCGCAGGCGCGGCUCAAAAGCGACAUCUGGAAAUAUUCAGCUGAUUCACCGCCCAACAUCGGUAGUUUGAAUUUAAACGAGCGCCAUAAGAAACGCACUUCUGCGAUGCGAGAACAUGCAGCACACGCAUCCAGUGCGCCCGCGACCGAGGUCGUAACUGAAAUCGCAGGCAAGCACUUCGAAACUCAGCUAAAGAAUCCGCGCGCCUGGUCACCAGUGCGUAGCGUUGGCUCCAUAGUCGGCACAGAGGCACAUCCGGAGAGUGAUUCUGCCGUGUUCGAAUCAGACUCAACCCACCAUGGCUCAGAUGCAUAUCUGGGUGAGGAUGAAGAUCAUGCUGGUUCGCAAUUUUGGACCGAAUGCGAGGUUAUGUGGAGUUGCGUUGCAGCUGGUGGCGUAAGCGUUGAUCCAGUAAAUGCGCCCAAUUGGUUUAACGAGCAAGCAUCUAGCAACGGCAGAGUAGAUGUAGAUGCAACAUGGCGAAAAGAUAUUAUUGGCAAGUUACAAAAACAAAAGGAAAAUCUAAAAAAAUUGAAUCACGUAGAAAAAUACGAAAAGGCAGUCGAGCUGAGCUCAUGGAUUAAAUCAGCGGAGGCACGUUAUCAACGGCCCGGUGGAGAAUUCGAAGAUUGUUUAAUCGAAUUAGAAUGGGUGAGUGGUGCAACGGGCAGUGCCGGUGCAGCAGAUGCGAGCACAACUAUCGCAGACUCCGAUUCCGGUACAUUUACUGUGCUCAAUCCAGAUGGUGUUACUACAAAAAUUCAGUUUUCACUGUCAGCUAUCACAUGUGUGCAGUGCUGUAGCGAGCCGUCUUCACCGCGUAUCGCGCUGCACGCACCACGUUUACCAAUCAAUUGUUCGCCGAUAAAAUUGCAAUUCUCCAGUGAUGCCGAAAUGGAGGAUUGGCUAUCUCAUCUCAGUUCUGUUUGUUGUCAAAUAAAUGAAGUGUUGGGCAAGCCUGCACACAAUUCCAUUUGGAUCACCAGUGACCUAGGCGAAGUAUUCGUUUUCGAUCCACUCAAUAUGAAGGCAAAUCAGUUGGACAAAGAACGCAAUUGUUAUGUGGAGAAGUUCGAUGUGAAUACAAUGGAAACACCUUACUACAACACACUAUAUAAUGGAAUGCCUAUUGGUACAGAACUGGAGGUGUCUGGUUGUGUUUACGACGAUGCAGAUCAAAUACGCUUUGAUUUACAGUGCCAUCCAAAUAUAAAAACACAUCCCAGGGUGGAAAAAUUCCGUGUCAUUGCGAUGCAUAUUAAUCCAAGAUUUAAUGAGAAUACCAUAGUUCUGAACAGCAUGUGUGACUCAGAAUGGCUUAAUGAAAUACGUAAUGAUAACGUGGUAUUCGCACCUGGGGCGACUUUCACGCUCCGCAUCAAAGCUUUAGAACACCAUUAUCAAUUGAAUGUGAAUAGCACGCACUUCGCCGACUACAAGUACCGCACAGAUCCUGCCGCCGUGACUUGUCUUUACGUUAGCGGACGUGUAAAACUAUUUAAUAUUGUCUAUCGUUGUCCCUCACUGAUCAUCUCUAUGCAAGAGAUGUAUUGGCGUCAAAUUGGUGGCCA
Rhagoletis pomonella (apple maggot) is the source of this 3260-nucleotide messenger RNA. Its product is annotated as tectonin beta-propeller repeat-containing protein-like. Gene Ontology annotation, cellular component: membrane. NCBI's taxonomy places the organism in Eukaryota, Metazoa, Arthropoda, Insecta, Diptera, Tephritidae. The record is from RefSeq and is a predicted model, not a curated record. Gene Ontology annotation, molecular function: carbohydrate binding.